Molecule: messenger RNA, 1982 nt
Organism: Asparagus officinalis (garden asparagus)
Lineage: Eukaryota; Viridiplantae; Streptophyta; Magnoliopsida; Asparagales; Asparagaceae
Product: serine/threonine protein phosphatase 2A 57 kDa regulatory subunit B' alpha isoform-like
Exons: 2
Coding region: 220-1722 (500 amino acids)
Biological process (GO): signal transduction
Cellular component (GO): protein phosphatase type 2A complex
Molecular function (GO): protein phosphatase regulator activity
Source: RefSeq, a predicted model, not a curated record
AAAAUGAGAGGAAAAAAAAUUAAAAUUAAAAUUAAAAUCCACUUUGUGUGAUUGAUUGAUCGUCAUUCUCCAAUCUCCAUUCACCGCUUCUCCUCUCCCCCCUCUCCUUCAUGCCCCUCUUCCACUCCCUCCUCCGGCGAUCUUCGCCUCAAACCCUAACCCUAACCCUAAACCUAAUUUCCUCCAAGAUCUAGGGUUUCAUCCCCAAAUCCGAUCAAAAUGCUGAACAAAUUCAUGAAGCGGGGCAACCGCAAGGUCCCCAAAUCCGACGCCAUCGAGCCCUCUGCCUUCCCUCCGGCCUCCUCGCUGCGCCGCCCCACCGACUUAACGCACUCUUCCUCGGCAUCGCUCCCAAAUCAAUCUCCCCAAUCCCCUCGUCGCCGCGCGUUGGAGGCGGAGGUGGAGCGGCGGCGGUACCCUCCUCCGCCCACAACAGCGUCGAAGCUCUCCCUUUUCCGAGACGUUCCCGUCGCUGAUCGCCAAUCCCUCUUCCUCCGAAAGCUCCAGAUCUGCUCCCUCUCCUUUGAUUUCUCCGAUACCCUCAAAUUCGCGCGGGAGAAGGAGGCGAAGCGGCAAACCCUGCUCGAGCUCGUUGAUUUCAUCCAAUCGGGCUCCGGCAAAAUCACCGAGCAGGUGCAGGAUGAGCUCGUUCGUACGAUCUCCACCAACAUUUUCCGAUGCCUUCCUCCGGCGUCCCACGAGAACACGGGCUCCGAGGGUGCGGAUCCCGACGAGGAGGAUCCGUAUCUCGAUCCGGCGUGGCCUCACCUCCAGAUUGUCUACGAGCUUCUCCUUCGCUACAUUGUGUCGUCCGACACCGAUACUAAGAUUGCAAAACGCUACAUUGAUCAUUCAUUUGUGCUCCGUCUCCUGGACUUGUUCGACACCGAGGAUCCUAGAGAGAGGGAGUAUCUUAAAACGAUUUUGCACCGAAUCUAUGGCAAGUUUAUGGUGCAUAGACCUUUUAUUAGGAAAGCCAUUAAUAACAUAUUCUAUAGGUUUAUUUUUGAGACUGAGAGGCAUGCGGGGAUUGGUGAGCUUCUUGAGAUCUUGGGGAGUAUUAUUAAUGGGUUUGCUCUGCCGAUGAAGGAGGAGCACAAGUUGUUUCUUGUGAGGGCUUUGAUCCCUUUGCACAAGCCAAAAUCAGUGGGGACUUAUCAUCAGCAGCUGUCCUAUUGUAUUACGCAGUUUGUGGAGAAGGAUUAUAAGCUUGCCGAUACGGUUAUAAGGGGCCUGCUGAAGUACUGGCCCGUCACGAAUUGCCCAAAGGAGGUGCUGUUCUUGGGAGAGCUGGAGGAGGUUCUUGAGGCCACCCAGCAGGCAGAGUUUCAAAAGUGCAUGGUCCCUCUUUUUAAGCAGAUCGGGCGGUGCCUUAAUAGCCCCCAUUUUCAGGUUGCUGAAAGGUCCCUCUUCUUAUGGAACAACGAUCAUAUUGUGGGGCUUAUCGCCCAAAAUCGCCAUGUCAUCUUCCCAAUCAUAUUCGAAGCAUUGGAGAAGAACAUGCAAAGCCACUGGAACCAAGCAGUUCACGGACUCACAGCAAACGUUCGAAAAAUGUUCCUUGAAAUGGACAGCGAGCUGUUUGAGGAGUGCCAGCAGCACUACAUAGAGAAAGAGGCAAAGGCCAAAGACGUGGAAGAGCAGAGGGAGCUGGCAUGGAGAAAAUUGGAAGCUGCUGUUGAAGCUCAAUCCGGAAAUGAUGAUAUGGUGUUGGUGAGUUAGAGAAAGUCCCAUGUUUGUUUCUCUCUUUUUGGCUUGGUAAUUUUUCUGUUAUUAAUUAAAGAAAGAAGGAUAAGAGUACUUGUAAUUUAAGUGUAUCAUUUGUGGAUAUGCUGCAGAUCUUGAAUGGAUGUAGGAUACUGUCAUUUUUUGUUUUUCCUUUUUUUGGCUUUUCACUUUUCAAAGGAACGUAGCGUUGUCAACCAAGCUAGAAGGUCGUUUUGGAAACAGAUUGAGAGAGAAUUGAAAAUGUGGUUGCGUGA